Messenger RNA from Pyricularia oryzae 70-15, 2116 nucleotides. Its product is annotated as alpha-amylase. The coding region runs from base 112 to 1668 and encodes 518 amino acids. Gene Ontology annotation, molecular function: calcium ion binding; hydrolase activity, hydrolyzing O-glycosyl compounds. The transcript is spliced from 5 exons. The record is from RefSeq and is a predicted model, not a curated record. Lineage: Eukaryota; Fungi; Ascomycota; Sordariomycetes; Magnaporthales; Pyriculariaceae. Gene Ontology annotation, biological process: carbohydrate metabolic process.
CAGCCUUCCCCCCUCUAGAUCUUGGCUCUUUUUUUUUUAAACCAACACCCUUCCAUCGCACUAUACUCACCCACGCGCCAAGAUUCUUUGUUGAUCUACCUUUUGCCCAACAUGGGGUCCCACAAUGAACCAACUCCCGAGAACAUGACAAUGAUGCAGGGCUUUGAGUGGUAUGUCCCAGCAGAUCAGAAACACUGGGUCAGGCUUGAGAAGGAGAUCCCCCAGCUCAAAUCAUGGGGUAUCGACAAUAUCUGGGUUCCACCAGGAUGCAAGGGCUCGUCCAAGACCGGCAAUGGGUACGACAUCUAUGACCUCUAUGACCUGGGCGAGUUCGACCAAAAGGGAAGCGUGGCCACCAAAUGGGGAACCAAGGAGGAGCUCGUCAAGCUUUGCUCUACGGCCAAGGCCAAAGGCGUUGGCAUCUACUGGGACGCGGUUCUGAACCACAGGUUUGCAGCCGACCAUAAGGAGAAGUGCCCAGCUGCCGAAGUCGACGAGGAGGACCGCACCAAGUUCAUCAGCGACACCUAUGACAUCAAGGCCUGGGUUGGAUUUGACUUCCCCGGUCGUAAGGGCAAGUACAGCAAGCAGAAAUACCACUGGUAUCAUUUCAGUGGUGUCGAUUUCAAUGCCGAGAACGAAAAGACAGGAAUCUUCAAGAUCAUGGGUGACAAAAAUCAGGGAUGGGCCGAGGACGGUGAUGUUGAUAGUGAGAAGGGGAACUACGACUAUCUCAUGGGCUCGGACCUGGACUACGACCACCCAGAGGUCCAGGACGAUGUGUUGGCCUGGGGCAAGUGGAUAGCCAAGACGAUCCCGCUGGCUGGCAUGCGGUUUGAUGCUGUGAAGCACUUCAGUGUCGACUUCCUGGCUCGGUUCAUCACCGAGCUCGACGAAGCCUACGGUCAAGGCUGGUUCUUCGUCGGCGAGUUCUGGAAAGAUAGCCUGGACGAUAUGUCUGCCUACCUCCAGCGGAUGGGCAAAAAGUUCAGCCUCUUCGACGCCCCCUUGGUCUAUAGCUUUUCAAGGAUAUCUCAGGGAGAGGGUGAAGACAUGAGGAAGGUCUUUGACAACACUCUGGUGCAGCGGGAGCCCAUCAACGCCGUCACCUUGGUAAUGAACCACGAUACUCAGCCUGGACAGGCGCUCGAGGUACCCAUCGCCGACUGGUUCAAGCCGCUCGCCCACGCCUUGAUCCUUCUCAGGUCUUCGGGCUACCCCUGCGUCUGGUACGGUGACCUGUACGGCACCAAGGCGGAGGAGCCUGCACCUCCCAGCUGCGGUGGGUCGCUUCCCAAGAUGCUGCUGGCACGUAAGCUCUACGCCUACGGAGAGCAGGCAGACUACUUUGACUACGCCACCUGCCUCGGCUGGGUCAAGUACGGCACCUGGGACCGCCCGUACGGCUGCGCAGUCGUCAUCAGCAAUGCCGGAGCGGGAGAGAAGCGCAUGCACGUUGGUGAGAUGCACGCCGGGGAGACCUGGACCGACUUGCUGGGCUGGAGCGACGAGGAGGUCGUCAUUGGCGAGGACGGCUUUGGCUUGUUCAAGUGUGGACAGUGCAGCGUCAGCGUCUACGUGAAUAAGGACGCUGAGGGCCGCGAGCGCUUCGGAGAGAAAUUUGACUCCGAUAUAUAUGGCGAGGGGGAAAAGAACGGCGCCUGUUGAGGUGACACGUUCCAGGGCUUUCUUACAGCAUAUUACAGGGAGAUCUAAUGGAAGUUGCAAGGAUUUUUAUCUCUACUAUAUAAGCUUGAAGCCGAAUCAGCUUCUGAUCUUGCGAGGAUGAUUAUUGAGAAAAAUGUUUGAGAGAAAGUUCUGAUCACUUUAACCGAACAAGUUGGGCACAAUUCCCAAGCACACUGUCUCUAUCAACGUGUCUUCGGCACCACAGACAGAGCCGGCGCUGAUGUAUUGCACCCCAUGACCGUUGGUUCAUGACCCUGUGCUGAUCACAAUCGUCUGGUCCGUCCCGCGAACUCAGCUCAUGGUCUCCGUAUCACAACACAAAAGGUAGAUACUUAUUGUACCGCCUUCCGUAACCGCUUGCUUCAUCCCCAAACCGACCCUGGUUCAGGUGACUGGCCCUGCAGAGCAACGUUGUAUUUCCCAGCUC